ACCGUCUCGAGCACCCGCCUCCUGUGUGCGUCACACGCCCGUCAAGUGACGUCAGAGUUUCUGCAGGUGCUCGGAGAAGUGCAGCAUUGGCGUAACUGGCGUUUAAAACAUCUCUCGCGAUGGCCUCUGCUACAGAUAACCGUUAUGGACAGAAGGAGUCCUCUGACCAGAACUUCGACUACAUGUUCAAGAUCCUGAUCAUCGGUAACAGCAGCGUGGGAAAGACCAGCUUUCUGUUCCGCUAUGCCGACGAUUCCUUCACUCCGGCUUUCGUCAGCACAGUGGGCAUCGACUUUAAGGUGAAGACGAUCUACAGAAAUGACAAGAGGAUCAAGCUGCAGAUUUGGGACACAGCAGGACAGGAGCGCUACAGGACCAUCACUACAGCCUACUACCGGGGAGCCAUGGGCUUUAUCCUUAUGUACGAUAUCACCAACGAAGAGUCGUUCGCUGCUGUACAGGACUGGUCUACACAGAUAAAAACCUACUCAUGGGAUAACGCCCAGGUGCUUCUGGUGGGCAACAAGUGUGACAUGGAUGAUGAAAGGGUGGUGGCUUCUGAGAGGGGACGGCAACUUUCUGAACAUCUUGGCUUUGAGUUUUUUGAGGCCAGUGCCAAAGACAACAUCAAUGUAAAGCAGACCUUCGAGCGCCUGGUGGACAUCAUCUGCGAGAAGAUGUCAGAGAGCCUCGACGCCGGAGACCCAGCCGUCACCGGAGCCAAACAGGGCCCUCAGCUCACCGAGCAGCCUGCCGCUCCACACCAGGACUGCGCUUGCUAAAAACAAACAAAAAAAAAACACACACACACACCCAGCCUCUCCUACUACACUGCCCUGCACUACCAUACACAGGAUAAAGGUAAAACAAAAAAGGGUUAAAGGAAAAGAAAAUUCAAACCUUACUCCUCGUAGAAUCAUUGUGUCUCCUGUUAUCUGUCCUGCUACUGAUUGAGUGUAAUUAUUUUCCAGCUAAUAACUUACCAGCUUACUAUCUUUGAUUUUGCUGCACCAUUGUUUUGACCUGGAGAGGGAAAGCCAUACUUUACUGUUUUCCUAAUAAGAACUGAGUUUGGCGAAGCACAAAUCAUCGCGUGUUAGCUUCUCUUCAGUCCGUGUGACUUUUUAUCUGGCCUUCGAGUGCUUAUUUUUCUUUCCUUCACAUUCAUCACUUAUUUGCUCUCAUGCUCUUGUUUAAGUGAAAUACGAACAAAUACCAGAGGAGAAACCUUCUGUAUAUUUAUUCCGAACAUGUAUAUAGACAAUGUGCAGUAUUUAAUACAGGUAUAGUAACAUAUUUAAGGAAAAAAAUAAUAAUAAUAAAUCGUUUUGAAAAUGACAAAUCAGAGAACUAUGAAGAUGAUAAAAAGGAGUCAUGUAAUGUUUUUGUGAUAAUCCUUCGCAUUGCUUGUCACAAACCUCUCCUGCAUAUGGGUAGUUCUUAAUCAUGGUAUCUUUAGUCACUGAACUGCUGAAAGUCAGAUAUACAUAGACAUUCCUCAGUGUAAAAUGCAUGGAAAGGAAAUUAAGCCAUUUAGGCAAAUAGACUAUAAGAAUAUACGAUUCCUCGCCAUCCGUCGUAGAUCCGAACAAAUAAACCGAAAUAGAUCGAAUGAAAGGAAAGUUCAUUUAGAAUUCACUUGGUGUGUUUCUACUCACGUCGUCGUAGUGACAGAAGUGAUGUUGACAAAACCCCAUACUUCUUUCUAACUCGAUGCAAGAGAGCAGAGAUGGAAAUCCCAUUUCUGACUUCUUUUUCUAAGCGUUUUUCCGGAAAAUUCAUCCUUACAUGUCAUAUCUGAAGAGAAAAAUUGAAGAAAGAAAGGGAAGAAAGAAAAAAAAAAGAAAAAUCUCAUGUCGUAAAUAUGUUGUUGUCAUGUCACAUGACUGAUCGUCAGGACUGUUACUUAUUCUAGACUUUGUAUUGGCAUUACUGAGACGAGACGAACAAAACCAGAGCCCCUUAUGACAUUUUUGUGAUUUAAAUCCUGACCUUUAUAUAUAUAUAUAUAUAUAUAUAUAUAUAUAUAUAUAUAUAUAUACAAAAUCAUAUAUAUAUAUCCCAGUUUUCUUUCCUUUGCUAUGCUGUCUUCCUGAAAAAUGACUGUAAAUAUAUUUGAGUCUUUAGUUUUAUGUGUGAAUUGUGCUGUGACUCUGGGCUCAAAACAAACAGAAAAAAGAAAAAUAGAUACAGAAAAUUAUUUAAAGUAUGUGCUUUUAUCCGCUCUGUGUAUGCUUGCUCGUGAAUGAAUGUGGUCACUUUAUUACGAAGCAAUAUGGAGAAAAAAAAAGUAUUUAUUGUUUCAUUAUGCCCGUCUAGAGAGGUUCAGAAAACUCCCCAAGAGCUUAGAGCUGAGCAAAAUCCUGGAACGUCACACAGAUCAACAGGAAAUGUGCUUACUAUGGAAGUGGAAUACUUCAAAAUUUACUCAAAGCAGGAUGAUUGAAAUUGAUCAAAUGCACACUGACCUUCAGAGACCAAACUGUGGCCAGGAUUUCCAAGCAGAUGCUUUGUGCCCUGGUCCGAAUUUAUACUAAGAUGAGUUAUUAAGCUGUUCAAGGCGUUGAGCAAAAUGGUCAGCGUUCCCGGCCGCGCCGUAAUCGUUUCAGUGCUUGAAAAUGACCUGCUUUUAUAUUCCGUUUUCAGGAUUGGUUUGUUUUCUAAUUCUGCGCCGUUUGAGUUCACAGUUCAGGCAUUGUUGUGUUUUUUUCUACUUUUAUUUAUUUUUUAAAAAUCUUCUUUUUUUCUAAGAUGGGAAUUCUGUGUACAAGUUUAAAAACAAAAGAAGAAAAAAGAUCAACUUAUUAUGCAGUAGUAAAUGAACUCUAAAUACAAUAAGGGGCAUGGUGUCAAAUGUUCAGUGGUGAAGUUUACCAAACCUACUGUCUAUGUUGUGGAAAUUACUGAAAUGAAAAAAAAUAAAAUAGUAAAUAAUAAAGGUUUGUGCUGUUAAAAUA
This is a messenger RNA of Hemibagrus wyckioides, 2957 nucleotides long. It is a transcript of the gene rab3ab, whose product is annotated as RAB3A, member RAS oncogene family, b. Gene Ontology annotation, biological process: regulation of synaptic vesicle fusion to presynaptic active zone membrane; protein localization to plasma membrane; regulation of exocytosis. Gene Ontology annotation, cellular component: plasma membrane; synaptic vesicle membrane; synaptic vesicle. The record is from RefSeq and is a predicted model, not a curated record. NCBI's taxonomy places the organism in Eukaryota, Metazoa, Chordata, Actinopteri, Siluriformes, Bagridae. Gene Ontology annotation, molecular function: GTP binding; GTPase activity. Bases 120 to 782 code for a protein of 220 amino acids. The transcript has 5 exons.